This is a messenger RNA of Morus notabilis, 2756 nucleotides long. Its product is annotated as inactive protein kinase SELMODRAFT_444075. Gene Ontology annotation, molecular function: protein tyrosine kinase activity; ATP binding. The record is from RefSeq and is a predicted model, not a curated record. Gene Ontology annotation, biological process: protein phosphorylation. Bases 323 to 2479 code for a protein of 718 amino acids. NCBI's taxonomy places the organism in Eukaryota, Viridiplantae, Streptophyta, Magnoliopsida, Rosales, Moraceae. The transcript has 8 exons.
UCCCUCGUGUUUCUGUCACUCACAAGCAAACCCCCACCUUUUAAAUCCCUCUCUUCGCGUUUGAAUUUCAUUUUUGGAAUAACAACAACGUAAUAAAGGUUACAAAAAAAGAAAAUGGAAACUAAUUAAUUGCAAAAAAAAAAAAAAAAAAAGCGUAUUUAACCAGAGUCAGCUAACCAUGGUUUAUGAUGCCAUAUUAACGUUCAGAAACUAGUGGGCUUUAAUACAGGGCAUAACAGAAAAAGUCGCGUACUAAUAAUUAAAGAGUACAAUUCCUCUGAAUUUUCCCGGCGAUCGAAUUUCUCCGUCAGGAGUUAGCCUUAUGUUUCGCGAUGCAGUUGACCGGAGCGUGAAGCGACGCGCCGCCAACGCCAUGGCGCAUAGAGUCGUAGUCGCCGUGAAAGCCGAGAAGCUGAUCUCCAAGUCCGCAUUAGCCUGGGCUCUGAACCACGUCGUUCAUCCCGGCGAUUGCAUAACUCUGCUCGCUGUCUUGUCCGGCGAGAGAACUGGUAAGAGAUUCUGGAGGUUUCCGAUAUUGGCCGGCGAUUGCGGGAGCAACCGGCGGGAGAAGUUGCCGGAUCGGAUUUGUCAGAUCUCGGAGUCGUGUUCGCAGAUGGUGCUUCAGUUUCACAACCAAAUCGAGGUUACUGUGAGGAUUAAGGUGGUGUUAGGUUCGCCAGCGGGUGUAGUGGCGGCUGAAGCAAAGGGCAAUGGAGCCAACUGGGUCAUACUGGACAAAAAAUUGAAGCAAGAGCUGAAGCAUUGUAUAGAGGAACUGCGCUGCAAUAUUGUAGUGAUGAAAGGUUCUCAACCAAAAGUCCUCAGGCUCAAUUUAGCGUCCUCAGAUGGACUGGAAACUCCAUUCUUUUCUGCUGCUUCUUCACCUAUGAUGGACUUUGGAAAGAUUCAAGGUUUUAAGAUGAAGCAUUCAACUCCAGUGAGCAGCCCUGAUGAAGCAAGUACCUCCUACAGAAGAAUAUCAAAGGAAGACUCCUUAUCAAGUUUCAAUAGCGCUGCUUCUGCUUUCCUUGUCUAUGAACAGAAUCCUCUUUUUGAAGGACCACAGAAAGGAACAUAUGACAGACUAAUUGAUGAGCAAAAUGAUUUUGAAGAGUCAUUAUCGCCAAUUGAUUCAAACCAAGAGAGGCUUAUAACUCUGUCUAGAAUCCCAAGAACAACUACAGCUAGUAAUCAGAGCGUCUUUUGGAUUCCAGAAAACCACAUUGUUGAUGGAAAGCAUCCCAAACCUCAAAAUCAUAGAAAUCCUCACAAAAUUAGAUCUUUCAAUAAACUUAUGUUUGAUAAAGAUUUGUGUAAGGGUAGAGUUGGGUUUAACCAGACAUAUAACAAGGACUACAUUAAUUCAAGCAUUAGGGAUGCCAUCUCUGUCGGAAGAACUUCAUCGGUUCCUCCUCCUUUAUGCUCUCUAUGCCAACAUAAAACACCAAUGUUUGGAAAGCCCCCAAAACAAUUCUCGUAUAAAGAGUUAGAUGAGGCUACAGAUGGGUUCUCAGAUAUCAAUUUUCUGGCAGAAAGUGGUUUUGGCGUGGUUCACAGGGGAGUAUUGAGAGACGGCCAGGUUGUUGCAGUGAAGCAAUUGAAGUUCGGUGGGUCUCAAGCAGAUGCUGACUUCUCCCGCGAAGUCCGGGUUUUGAGCUGUGCACAGCACAGGAAUGUUGUGUUGCUAAUUGGCUAUUGUAUUGAGGGCAACGUGAGGAUGUUGGUUUACGAAUACAUAUGCAAUAGUUCUUUGGAUUUUCAUUUACAUGGAAACGAAAGCCUUUUGGAAUGGCACGCAAGGCUAAAGAUCGCAACAGGCACAGCCCGUGGCUUACGAUAUCUUCAUGAAGAUUGUAGAGUUGGUUGCAUAGUCCACAGAGAUCUCCGACCCAACAAUAUCCUCCUAACCCAUGAUUUUGAACCUAUGGUUGCAGAUUUUGGUCUUGCUAGGUGGCAUUCUGAGUGGGAUAUCAGCACUGAGGUUCAAGUCUUUGGAUCUGCCGGGUAUCUUGCUCCAGAGUAUGUCGACGGUGGACAAAUAACGCAUAAAAUUGAUGUGUAUGCAUUUGGAUUGGUCUUAUUGGAGCUAAUGACAGGUCAAAGAAUCGCCAAGUUGAAACAUACUACUGAACAUCAUUUUUUGGUUGAUUGGUUUUUCCCGCUAGCUGCACUGGAAUCAAACAACAUAAUGCCAAAUUAUUAUCAGAUACUGGAUCCAACCUUGGCUUCUGAGCAAUCCCCUGACUUCCUUCGCCAGCUCGAAGCAAUGGGUCGCGCCGCUUCUUUGUGUCUGCUUCGAGACCCUGAAUCCAGACCCCAAAUGUCAAAGAUACUAAGAGUGCUAGAAGGAGGAGAUCUACUUGUUCCUCUCGGCUCAGACAUGAACACAGUGGGAAGUAGAAGUGGGCAUUUGCAAGGUCUGAGCUCGCGUGUACAACCUGAACUAAGAAUCAGCCAUUCUCGCAAGCUUUCACAUUAAAAUUUUCAUUUGGGAGGGAGAAAAUAGAGAUUAAACUUAAAAUUAUUCUUCUAAAAUGAUUGUCAACGGAAUUGCAUUUUACACCGAAGAGUGGAUGUGUAGUUUCUUUUACGUGAUUAUUUGUAUUUUUGAAAGUGCCCCGAUUGUUUUCUUUUUUACAAGAAAUUAUGAUUUAGCCACACAAAUGCCCGGUUAUUUGUUGUAUAAUUAGCAUAGCUGUUUUCCGUUCUCAAGUCAUUUGAGAAUUUUUACACGCUGUACUAUAUAUAUAAGUUUA